CUCCACAGCGAGCUGAGAUGAUGAUGAUGAUGAUGAUGGCGAGCGCGCGGAUAGACGCACAGUCUCUCUAAUACAUUGCGUUAGCAACGCAUCAUCAUAACGAUGGAUGGCAAUGUCUUCCCCGACCAAGGACAGCUUCUGGCGUUCCUGAAAAAGCUUAAAGAAGUCUUCGACGUGUGUGACGAGGAUGCAGACGGCUAUAUUUGGGUUGAACACUUCGUGGACCUCGGUCUACAGUUCGGCCAAGGAGAUGAAGUCAAGAAGUUUGCCACAUUCCUGGAUCCCAACGCUCACGGCAGAAUUAACUUCAAAGAUUUUUGCCAUGGAGUGUUUGCAAUCAAAGGCUGUGAGGAAAUCCUGAAAGCUGCUCUUUGGACACCCAACAUCGGAGUACAGCCGUAUCAGACAGACAAUGGCUACUACUAUCAUGGGGAAGGGAGUCUGGGACCCCCGAUCAUCGUGUGCACACGGCCGUACACAGAGUGCCAGCUGUAUUCUGAUGAGGAGGGGCUGGGAGGCCAGGAUGCACAGGAGUCAGAUAUGGACAGUGCUGGAGACAGUGGAGCAGGAUCUGAAUCCUCUGAAGGAGGACGACAUGAUGAUAAAGAAGGACUGGGAGGACUCUUUCUACCGGGAAACAAUUGUGGUCAGAUGGUCUCAUCAGCAGCAGCGUCAGUGAUCUCAGUGGAGGAGCAGUUUGAGGACUAUGGAGAGGGAGAGGAUGUGGACUUCACUCCCAGCAGCCCCAUUCCUGAUGAUGACACACGCACAAAUGGUUUCUCCGACCUGGGCUCCUCACUGCCCUCCAGUGCUGGUCAGACCCCUCAGAAGAUCAGGCACUUGUACAACAGUGAGCUGCUGGAUGUUUACUGCUCUCAGUGCUGCAAGAAAGUCAACCUGCUCAAUGACCUAGAGGCCAGACUCAAGAACCUUAAAGCUAACAGCCCAAACAGGAAAAUUUCCAGCACAGCAUUUGGUCGUCAGCUCUUCCACCACAGUAACUUCAGCAGCAGUCAGGGCAGCACAGAAGACCUGUUCAUAGACAGCAUCGACUCCUGUGACGUUGACAUCACUGAGAAGGUGAGUUAUUUGGAGAAGAAAAUAUCAGAACUCGAGAACGACAGUCUGGCUAAUGGAGAUCUGAAAUCCAGACUUAAACAAGAAAACACACAACUAGUACACAGGGUACAUGAGCUGGAGGAGCAGAAUAAAGAUCAGGAGACGCGUGCGGAGCAAAGUCUAGAAGAGGAGUUGAAAAGACACAGAGAGGCCUACAGUAAGAUGGAGAGAGACAAGAGCACUGAGAUUGAACUUCUUAGUAACAGGGUUCAGCAACUGGAGGAGGAAAAUGCAGAGAUGAAAGUGAAUGUGUGCAGAUUAAAGUCACAGAGUGAGAAACUGGACCAGGAGAAGCAGCGCAUGACAGAUAAGCUGGAAGACACAAGUCUUCGUUUGAAGGAUGAGAUGGAUCUGUACAGAAAAAUGAUGGAUAAGCUUUGGCAGAACAGACAUGAGUUUCAGAAAGAGCGAGAGGCCAUGCAAGAGCUGAUUGAGGACCUGCGUCGUGAGCUGGAGCACCUGCAGCUCUUUAAGCUUGAGACGGAAAAGCCUGGCCGCAGCCGUAAUGCUUCAGGACUGUCUGAGUAUAAUGCCAAGACUCGAGAGAUUGAGCUGGAACAUGAAGUCAAACGGCUUAAACAGGAGAACCAUAAACUCCGAGAUCAGAAUGAUGAUCUGAAUGGGCAGAUUCUCAGCCUCAGCCUUUAUGAGGCAAAAAACCUGUUUGCUUGUCACACCAAGGCCCAGUCACUGGCAGCAGAGAUAGACAACGCCUCCAGAGAUGAGCUGGUUGAUGCUUUGAAAGAACAGGAGGAGAUCAACUUCCGUUUAAGGCAGUACAUGGACAAGAUCAUCCUGGCUAUCCUAGACCACAACCCCUCCAUCCUAGAAAUAAAGCAUUAGGCUCUCGGUCAUUCCUCUUGUGCUGAGAGUGGAUACAUGCUUCAUAGAGAGCUCUCAAUUCAGGCAAAGGCUGUCAUCUUGUACUUGUAUCUUGUACAUCUUGUACAGAGCAAGUUGCUGUUAAAAUGAUUGUCUCUCAUGUGCUCAGUCUCACACACACACAGGUUACAGUUUCCAUAGCCACUUAUGUCAUCAUGCUGUGAUUUUAAGUUGUACAAAUGACAAAAACAAAUGAUGAAACUGGAAAAUAGUGUAGAAGUGUACUUUUCACUCUCAGUUAUGUUUACACAUUACCUCUGUGAGGUAACUCAGUGUUGUAUUCUACACAUGAACAAAACAAGUAGAAGUAAAUUAAAUCACAAUGAUCACAGCAUAGAGGAGAGCUUUACAUGAAUUGACAGGGUACGGCAUGGUUUUUAUUUCUUUAUGUUGUUGAGGAUUCCAAUUUAAAUGUGCCAGAAGACCUCUAGACUUUUUCUAAACCUUAUUUUCAUAGUACUGUUCACCUAUGAACAAUUUAGCACUGAUUCAACAGACAGAGCAACGGAAAGACAAGAUGUCUCUCUUUGCCUGAGACUUCAUGCAACAUGACGAUUGCAGCUAUUAUGUAAUUAUGAUCAGCAAAUAAAGGAGCUUCCAGACUGUUCUCUAAUAAUGUGGGCAAACAUCAUGUCAGUCUUCCCAAAGAGAGGAACUAGGCUCUAAAGUACAUUCUUGCUAAAGCCCCCAUAAAAUCGCUUGACGAGUACAGUAUUGUGGCCCGUGUUGACAUAUUACUUAUUGAAACAAGGUGUCACAUAUCGAAGGGCUCGUCCUUCUUUUUAAUAGCCAAUAAGCUUUAGUUAAGUAACAGCCAUGACCCCUGAAUUGCCACUUGCAAUUUUGUUGUAGGGGAUAUCAGGGAGUGGGACAUUCUCAUUCCAGAGAGCAUUUGAUUGGACAAAAAUCUGUUGUGCAGCAUCAAUAAUUUGGUCUUUUUUCCCCAUAAGAGAAAGUGUAUUAUAAGCAUACAUAUGAACUGAAAGUGAAUUAUGUCAUCUUUUAAGAGUACACUAGCUUAUAUAUGGCUUCAAAGAUAACAGACAGUGAAUAAAAGCCACAAAACUAUAAUUUGGAUUUCAUGAGGUCUUUAAUGCAUAACGCUCUUAGUGGCCAUACUGAUGGACUGAAAUAAUUACACAUCCUCAAACAGGCCUGUAUUGGCCAUCAGCUCCCUUUGACUGAGGGAUCACAUACAUUUAUCAACAAAGAAGCACAAGAGAGGGAAACAGUUUGAGCAGAGAUGACACAGUUGUACAAUAUAGUAUAUGCAUAGAAAGAAAAUCCAUAGAAAAUGUGAAAAAGAAGGGUUUAUUUUUCUUAGAAAUAUGUAAAGGUUUCGAUUAAAUGGUCAAUUGAAGUUUCAAGCUACAGUAGAGUGAAUGGUUCUAGUACUUAAUGAGAGGGUAAGGAUUAUGAAAUUAAUAAAGUUGUCUUGCUUAACAAAGAAUGACAAAAGUCCCCCAAAAAAUGAUUGCCAUUAUAUAAUCUGAAUUAAAGCAUUAACUAAGUUCCAUUAACAGGUGAUGAUGGAUCUAUACAUCUUUUGGCAAAAAGAAAAAAAAACUUGGAUUUGCGGAACAACAAAUAUGCAAAUGCAGUACUUUAUAAGCCUGAUAAUCUUCUUGAUAUUGUACAUCAGUGCCAUGGGUAGAAUAAAAUGCAUAUUAAAUAAAAGUGCUUGAACGUACAUCCCAUGAAUGUAUCACCAUGCUACUCAGUAUUCAGUAUUCCCAUUUUCCCCAUGAAUGUAUGAAAUAUUAUUUAGCUAGUCAAACAUGUGAAUCACAGUAUUUUAAAUGAUUGUGUAGUGUGGUAAAGGAGCCAAUACAGCUACAUGCUCGAUUGUCACAAACUAGUUUUGCUUUGUUGCACAAAUUGUACUGAAUCUAUUUCUUUGCAUGUUCUUAAUCUCUUUCUGUUUUUGCCCUUUAUUUGGAAUGUAACAAAUAAUGUUAAAAUUUUGGUUGUUUAAAUAACUAUUAAUCUAAUCAGUUAGAGGAGCUUUUAUGUAUUUCUGUUAUACCUUGUGUUGUAGCAUUUUUCACUCAUUGUAAAUGUUGUACAGAGAUUAGUUACUAUUUGUAUCGAUGUCCCACUCAUCAACCUUAAUGAAUAAAUGAAUGGCUGUCUUUUAUACAGUUUUAUGAUAAAAUGGCAAGAUAUCUUACAUAUUACAAAGUAAUGUACUGGUAUAAGACAACUCUAAUUGUUUUGUCAAUAUGACUGUUGAAAUUAUUAAGUGACAUCAAAGUUACUGUAAUAUUCCUCUGCUUACUCAUAAGUAGUUGUGAUACCAUAGACAAUACUCAUUUGGUAUUAUGGGUUUAAAGAAAUGAAAGCUUGUUCUAAAGCAGCUGAACAAAUCUUAUGAAGAAACACCCAUUUAAAACUUUACUGAUUCAUAUCAUUUCUAUUAAACACAUUGAAUGAACAAAACCAUUUCCAGCAACAAUCUUGUUUUUGCACAUUUUAAAGAGUUGAGCUGUGUCUGUAUCCACUCUUAAAAACGUUACACAGUUUGACAUCUUUAAGGGUCAAGGUUUACACAAUAUUUAAUUGUUUACGCCUAUUUUAUUUAUUUUUUGUCCCAUAUGUAACAAUAAAUUGAUAUAACUCAUGUCUGUUCACACAAGUAGAGAAGGACAAAAAAAUUAUAUUUCAGAACAUUAAAUAAUAGUGUAAAGGCCUCAAGAGUAAUGGCAAAUUUAGAAUGUACAAUAAAUGACUCAUUUUGGCAUGACUUGAGAUGACAAGUGUAUUGACUUUUUUUGUUUUCUACAUAGGGUGUCCAGAUUCCUGCUUGUGGAAAAUGGGUCAGCCCCCUCCCAGCAAAAAUGAAAUUGAUGUAUCCUUACCUAGGCGCAGAUCAAUGCGAAGUAGAGGGUGCAUCCGCAUCUGUAACUGUUGUCACCUUGUACCUUUUGCUGGCAGCAAUUUUUUUCAGUGUGCGCUUGUCUUUCAAGAGUUUAUCGUAAAAUGCAGAGCAGUGCAGUACAAACUUAAGAUGUACGGAAAGCAUUGCAUUCACGACUGUUACAAAUGAGUUGAGGUUUAUCUGGUGUCCAUGCUGCAUUCAUUAAUGAGAACACACGCUCCACAGAUGCAGAUGUCCCAGGCAGGCAUAAAACAAACUUCACGACAUUGACUAAGACUCCAAAAUGUAUGGUCUUGCUCUCCAGGGGCCAGUUGCACCAGCAAUACGUACAUUAGAACUUAGCCUAGUUUUGGCGUAAAUGGGCACCAAGUCACAAUUUACACACCACUAAAUACUUGAGCGUUGCACCAUUAAACUUAGGUAGGACGUAACCCUACGUAUAAACUAAAUAUUUAUGGAAGACACCGACCAGGAGUAAUGGAUGGAAUAAAAAAGCAGAAUGAUAUUUUAAUGAUCAGUGAGCUCAUGUUUUGCGCGACAGGCUUCAGUCCUUACGACAUGUAUGAUGGUGUUGGCAUUUACAAUUACGAGAGAGAAAAUAAGUACUUUUAAGCAGCUCUUCAGCAUGAACCAGAUCUAACAGUGCAGUUCCCUGUGUCUGUCAUUCACUCGACGUUGUGUCGAUGUAGUAACACUAGGUGUUCGAUCUUGAGAGCUCCAAUCACCUUUGCUUAAAAAAGAAAAUGCCAAUGAGAAUUGGUGAGUGGAAUUUGCAUGCCACUCUCCACCCCAGACAUACGGGUAGAAAAGGAGAUGGCAUGCGUCACUCAUUCAUAUUUUUUCUUCGGAGCCGAAUGCAUGCUUGUGUUCAUCCUCGCACCUUUCACUACCUGCAUUAUUUUAUGGCGCAUUUUAGCGGUGCUUAGGCAGCCGAGUCUGCAGGUGCUAAAAGAGUAUAUUCAUAAAAGAGUAUAUUUCCUUCUAAAAGAGCUCGCGCAAAUGCCUAGCGUCUUUUUAUAUUUGUCCUUCCGCGUUUGCGCUACAGGAUGUGGCCAUUAUCUCUCCCCUCCGUCCGGAGUGCUUGGGUUGCCAGCAUGCAGAGGCAGCUUUAGUGGAAGGGUCAUGUUCUCAUUCUCGCGAGAACAUUCCCAUGAGAACGUUGCGGUUGCAGCUCACUUCCUUCAUUAGGAAGCAAGGAGCCACCACAGCUGCUCCCCAACCUGGUCCAUCCUGGGCUGAUGCUCAGACUCUGACUACACUCGAUUGCAGCUAUUAUGUAAUUAUUAGGGCUGUCGAUUUAACGCGUUAAUAACGUACGAUUAAUUUGACAAAAAUGUACGUGUUAAAAAAAUUAACGCACUUUAAUCGCAAUGCUUAACUGAGAAAUUCAAGCUUGUAGUACCACCUGUUUACUCCAGAGGGCAGUAAUUGAAAUUUCAGCUGUGUGAGCAACACACAGUUUAUACAGAGAAGGAAACCAUUUCUUGCGUUCAAAACACUUGAUGGAGCGCAAAUGCCAUCUUUAAGGGAUCUUAAGAUGUGUUUAAAGAUUGAGUAUUAAACUAUAUUUAACUCGACACAGUGACCUAAACAUUUUAUUUUUAUGACACAACACACCCGAGACGCGACACAAGCAUGUCUGACGCAGGUCGUACGGUCUUUACCUCACAAAUAUUUAAUUACCAACAAGGUUAAGGAGGUGUCCUUUAAACUGUUACACCGUUUUUACCCAGUCAGUCUUUAUUUAAGAAACAUGCUCCCUGAAAUAGAUCCACUUUGCUCCUUCUGUAAUGCUGUAGAUGAAAAGUUUGUUUGUUUGUACUUACCUCUAUUUUAACUAGUUAUUCAUUUUAUUUAGUUUUCACAGAUUUGAUAACUUAAGUUAAUAUUUUCUGAUUAAUCUGUUUAUUUUUCUUGCCAAGUUUUUAAUACAUAAGUGUAAAUUUAUGUCUAUUAACCCCUAUUUGCACUUUUUUGUAAAGACUUUAAAUAUUAUUUAAAUACUCUUUGUACCUCCAACAACUCCAAAGCAUUGAAAGCCAUUGCACUAUGUAAUGAAUAUAAUGUCUUUGCAUUAUUGUAAAAUAUAUCUGUAGUAUUGUGUACUAUGUGUACCCCUGGCUUGGUUCUAAAAAAAAAAUGUCUAACGCAGGUGUAAAUUGACGGGUCCCUAA
Xyrauchen texanus (razorback sucker) is the source of this 7053-nucleotide messenger RNA. Its product is annotated as rab11 family-interacting protein 4A-like. The transcript has 15 exons. Gene Ontology annotation, biological process: regulation of cytokinesis; endocytic recycling. The record is from RefSeq and is a predicted model, not a curated record. The coding region runs from base 103 to 1962 and encodes 619 amino acids. Gene Ontology annotation, cellular component: midbody; recycling endosome membrane; endocytic vesicle. Lineage: Eukaryota; Metazoa; Chordata; Actinopteri; Cypriniformes; Catostomidae. Gene Ontology annotation, molecular function: calcium ion binding.